GGGCCGCCCCCCGUAGCCUGGUAACGGCGGCUCUGCGGGCGGGGGCGGCCCCGGCAGCCGCGGUCAGGUGGCACCGCCGAGACGGAGCCGGCCGAGCACGAUAAAAGUCCCGGCCCGCCGCCGCCACGGCCGCGAGGGAGCGCGGAGCCGCCGCCCGGGAGCUAUGCUCGGUGUUGGACACACUCCAUGAGCCCUCCCAGCCUCAGCAGCCCAGAGCUCCAGGGUGCCGCUCCGUGAUUUAGAGCAGGACUUUGUUACCAAGCUGACUGAGCAGCGGGAGCCGUCGCUGUCCUGCCACCACCAGGCCAGACAAUCCCUCCCUUGGCUGAAGAUCCCGUUGGCUCUCUUCCCACAAUGGAAGCCUGAGUUGCCAAGCUCCUCCAUGACCUCCAGAAGCCACAACUCCCUGCCGAGAACUCUGAUGGCUCCGCGCGUGCUGUCGGAAGGCGCCCUGGGGGGCAUCGCGCAGAUCACGCCCUCGCUCUACCUGAGCCGGGGCAGCGUCGCCUCCAACCGCCACCUGCUGCUGUCCCGCGGCGUCACCUGCGUCAUCAACGCCACCAUCGAGAUCCCCAACUUCAACUGGCCGCAGUUCGAGUACGUCAAGGUGCCUCUGGCCGACAUGCCCAACGCGCCCAUCUCGCUCUACUUCGACAGCGUGGCCGACAAGAUCCAGAGCGUGGCGCGCAAGCACGGCGCCACGCUGGUGCACUGCGCCGCCGGCGUCAGCAGGUCGGCCACGCUCUGCAUCGCCUUCCUCAUGAAGCACCACAAGGUGUCCCUGCUGGAGGCCUACAGCUGGGUGAAGGCGCGGCGCCCCGUCAUCCGGCCCAACGUGGGCUUCUGGCGGCAGCUGAUAGACUACGAGAGGAAGCUCUUUGGGAAGAGCACGGUUAAAAUGGUACAGACGCCCUAUGGCAUCAUCCCAGACGUUUACGAGAGAGAGAGGAGACCCCUGCUGCCUUACUGGGGAAUUUGAUGGGACUGCAGGGGGGAGCACAGCAGAAGGGACGUGACCAGGCUGGAGACAUUCCCUUCUCCUUCUACAGCCAACUUUGGUUCUUUACCAUACAGCAGAACCUCAGUUCUCACCUCACUAACCUGCAAGGCCAACGAUUCCCUUCAAAGCAUUUUUCUCUAUGGGGAUUUCCCAUCUGCAUCUCUGAUUUAGCAAAACCAGGUCUCAUUAUAAGUUUAUUCCUUCCAUAAAGCCUCUGUCUUUUUUUUUUUUUUUUUUUUUUUAGUCAGUUUAUUAGGAUCCUCUGAGGAAGGGCCUAAGAGGCACUGGGCAGAGCUGAUGACCCAAGUGUGCUUCGUGCUGCAGUAGUAGCCUGGAUAUUUUGUUAGAGCUUGUUUGCUUCCUUGCAAAACCCUGUAGUGGCUGAGGAGCAGCACUGGCCAGGGUUCCCCAGGCACCAGGGAGGCAGGAACACAGGGGCUGUGGUGCUAGUGCUGGUGUUUUCUUUAACAUCCAUAGUGACUCUCAGUAUAUAGUGUUUGAGAUCUUUAGUCAGCUCUUAAUCAUAUUGAAAGUUAGGGGGAAAAAAGGGAAAAAAAAGCCAAACAAAAAAAAAAAGUGAAUCAGUCCAUGUUGGCCACAAGUAAAAUAAAUAUGGAGCAAUUCAAAUCAAAUAAUACAAGAUCCUUUUUCACUCAUUCCAUGCCAGGGCAAUAAUCCUGGAAUACACUUCAACUGCUGGAAAAUGCUGGUAUGUUUUGUGGGUGGAAAGUUGACAGGUCUUGUCCAGAUGUGGCUCAAGACAGAAGUGAGAGGGUUGAAGGCUCUGGGCAGCCAGAGGCUCAGGAAUGUGAGCGUGGCCCCUGAGCUGAGCUGGGCUGUGUGUGCAGCAUUCCAGCACCAGCCCAGCCCCUGGGGAGAGGCUGCCUCCCUUCCUCAGCUCCACACCUGCCUUAGCCCAUCCCUGCCUCUCUCCAUCCCCUCCUCAAGGUUAUGCUGCAUUCCAGGGCUGCUCCUCUGUGUCCCCAGGGUGGGUGACAGAGCCUGGCCUUGCUCAGAGCCAUCCCUUCCCUGGGAAAAGCCUUUCCAUGGCUCCAGGGAUCCCUGGAGUGUGGCUGGAGCCUGCAGCCCUGCUCCUGAGAAGGCAGCAGAGUUUCUGUUGCCUCUGGAGGAGGAGCAGGCAGAUUGCUGCCAUCACUGUCUGAUUUCAAUGAGAUUCUAUACUUGUAAAAAAAAAAAAAAAAAAAAAUCAAUAAAGAUUAAACCAGAACAUG
Molecule: messenger RNA, 2232 nt
Organism: Oenanthe melanoleuca
Lineage: Eukaryota; Metazoa; Chordata; Aves; Passeriformes; Muscicapidae
Gene: DUSP14
Product: dual specificity phosphatase 14
Exons: 3
Coding region: 383-979 (198 amino acids)
Biological process (GO): protein dephosphorylation
Cellular component (GO): cytoplasm
Molecular function (GO): MAP kinase tyrosine/serine/threonine phosphatase activity
Source: RefSeq, a predicted model, not a curated record